Brassica oleracea var. oleracea is the source of this 987-nucleotide messenger RNA. Its product is annotated as elongator complex protein 1-like. Bases 188 to 895 code for a protein of 235 amino acids. The record is from RefSeq and is a predicted model, not a curated record. Gene Ontology annotation, molecular function: protein binding; tRNA binding; SNAP receptor activity. Lineage: Eukaryota; Viridiplantae; Streptophyta; Magnoliopsida; Brassicales; Brassicaceae. Gene Ontology annotation, cellular component: cis-Golgi network; cytosol; elongator holoenzyme complex. Gene Ontology annotation, biological process: vesicle fusion; tRNA wobble base 5-methoxycarbonylmethyl-2-thiouridinylation; endoplasmic reticulum to Golgi vesicle-mediated transport. The transcript is spliced from 5 exons.
UCUUAUGUUUAAUUUGAUUUAAAAAAAAAUCAAAAAGACAAAUAAACUGAAGAUACGUCUCUUAAUUUGGUACCAGAAGAGCCGUCUCUUCACCUUCCUCUCUGUCUCUCUCCACUCCCUCUCCCAUGGCUGCUUCUUCUACCUUCUCCUCAUCAGCUCUUCUCUCAAACAACCGCACUCCACCGCCAUGCUGCUCUGUCAGACCGUCUAUCUCUUCCUCCCCGAUGCUCAUCGUGAAAUCGCACCUGAGAGGAGAAGACUCGUCGUGAAAUCAACCGUCGGCGAAGUCUCCUUUCGCGAACCGGAGACAUCUAGAGACAACGAGGAAAUCAAAUCUCUGAAACUCAAGUUAAUGAGUGUGGUCUCGGGGUUGAACAGAGGAUUCGUGGCGAGUGUAGAUGAUCUACAAAGAGCUGAGACUCAACGCUUGUUCUUCGCAUCAUCUACUAAUUUCGUUUACGCCCUUCACCUCUCUUCCUUCCAAAAUGGGAGAGAAUGUGCGAAGGGUUUGCCUGUGGAGAUCUGCAGUAUUGAUUUGGAGGCAGGAGAUUUCAUCACCGCCUUUGAUUAUCUUGCGGAGAAGGAGUCUCUCUUAAUUGGGACUUCUCGUGGGCUUCUGAUUGUGCAUGAGGCUAGCAAGAUUGAAGCUCAACUUGACGAGCAGAUGCAUUUGUACCACAGACUUGUUUCCACAAAGUCUGACGGUGAAGAGAGUGAUCUUGAAGCUGGGAUUGACUUAUUACUAAGGCAACUUCAACAAGUUAAUGCUCAGAUGCAAGCAUGGGUUUCUUCUGGUGGUUCAGAGAUGGUCUCUCAUACCUUAACUCGGCAUCAGGAGAUCGUUCAAGACCUCACACAGGUAAUGUUCCAUUUAAUACUUACUUCAUUUUUGUAGCUUCGGUUGUUCAAAUGCUGAUUAGCAAUGGAAUAUAUGUUAUCUUUUCGACCAUCAUUUUGUAGUUUUAUGAUUCAACCUUUGUUGCAAAA